Molecule: messenger RNA, 1422 nt
Organism: Purpureocillium lilacinum
Lineage: Eukaryota; Fungi; Ascomycota; Sordariomycetes; Hypocreales; Ophiocordycipitaceae
Source: RefSeq, a predicted model, not a curated record
AUGUCUUCGUCCGCCGUCAAACUAGAACCUCGCGGACACGGGGGCGUAGGAGCAAUGUCUCUUCCUUAUAACGACUGGGUCCCCGACCAUCACCGGCACCAUCACUACCACCAGCAACACCAGCAACACCACCACCAAUACCAGCACCAACAACACCACGAGGCCGCGCACCACCCUCAUUUUGCCGACCCGUCUGAACAGAACGUCCGGUUGCCUCCUCCCGAGAGCCUUGUGACUGGAAAUCCUGCCGCUUCGCACUUCCAUGAUCCCUCAUCGCCCACCUCUCCGGCACCCUUUCAAGGCCGACUGAGUUCAAGCACAUCACCUCACUCAUCUCGUCUCCCCUUUCCGUCAUUGCCACCCAAGUUUGCCGGUCCCGUCCGUGACGUGGUAUCUCAGAACGUCACAUCCACGGCACGUAGCUCUCUCGAGGCUCGACCACCGCCGACCGCGCCGGCCAUCGGGUUCAUUGGCUCACACGAACAGAGCUUGCCCAGCCAUACGGAUCAUCAGCAACUAUCACAUCCAGUACUCUCGUCUCAGCGGGACGUCCAUCCUCACGAUUAUAAGCCGCCUCUGGCACCUGGGCCUUUUGCCGACGCAUCGCAGCAGCAGUACUCGUUGCCGUCUGCCCCCCCUCAGCCAAGUCAGGUGCGGCAAACUCAACCUCCGCCGCCGCGCCGAAGUCGCCAGCCCACAAGCGGAUCACCAGUGCCAGGCAUGCCUAACUUACUGGGGCCUGGAAGGGAAGAAGCUCUCAGCGGCAUCAGCUUCAGACUGACGCUGCGGCAGCAACCGAAAGCAGCCCGAGCAUGCGGAUUCGGGGACAGGGACAGGCGGGUCAUUGAUCCACCGCCGAUUGUCCAGCUGAUUGUGCAGAGCUCGACGAUGACGGACGACGAGGUACGCUCGUACCUCCGUUACGAGAGCUACGUCAUGAACUGCUCGAUCUGCGACGAGACUGGCUCUCGCGACGCGUCCUUUAUGCCCGAGGAAUAUCAACACCAACGGCGCCUCAUGGGGUCUCUUGUGGGCACACCUUUCGUGGGCCAGGAUGACCGUGGAGACGAGGGCUGCUUCUUUUGCUUCUCGGAUCUAUCGUGCCGAACACCGGGUGCGUUUCGACUCAAGUUCACACUCAUUAUGAUCGACCCUGCUCGCGCAGGCACUGUGCGGCACUUCCCAAUCCUGACGGAGACGAUGAGCGACGUCUUUCACGUGUACAGCGCCAAGGAGUUCCCGGGCAUGCUGCCGAGCAGCAGCCUGGCCAAGAAGCUCAAGGAGCAAGGAUGCAUCAUUUCCAUCAAGAAGGGCAACGACAGAUCCAAGAAUGCGAGAGGUCAAGAUGAGCUGUCCGACAUGGACGAGGAUGAGGGCGAGAGCUCGCAGGGUCAUCGCAAACGGCGUACGGUUCGGGAAUAG